CAAAGUACCAUUCCAUCAUGCCUGCUCCGUUGAUUUUCAUAACCGGUGCUACCGGUUUUAUUGGCAGUGCCACGGCUGUUCACGCUCUCAAGUCCGGAUACCGACUUCGAAUUGUCGUUCGCCGAAAGUCCGAGAAACUUGAAUCAUUGUUGUCAGAGUACCGCGAGCAACUGGAAUUUGUCAUCGUUCCAGAUCUCACGGAGGAGGCUGCGUUUCGAGGGAAGCUUGAUGGAGUGGACUAUGUCCUCCACCUAGCGUCGCCUCUUGCCAACGGCACCGACAAGGAAGCUUUUUUUCCCCCCGCAGUGAAAGGAACACUGGCCGUACUCAAGGAGGCAGCUAAGGUUCCAGGCAUCAAGAAGGUGGUGGUCACUUCAUCUAUCGCCUCCUUGAUUCCUCUUACUGGACUUCCCGACGGUGGGCUCAUUAGAGAGGAUAACGACUGGGAUUUCGCCGUGGAUGCCACAGCAGAUUUUGUUGAUCCCAGUAAUCCCGCGGCAACACCGAUGACUCUGUACCGAGCGUCCAAGCUGCUUGCGAACAACGCGACAUGGGAAUUUUGGAGGACAGAAAACCCGCAGUACUCACUGGUGACUCUUCAUCCGUCCUUUGUCUUCGGGCACAAUCUCGUGCAAUCUGCCGCCAAGGAGAUUGAAGCAGGAUCCAAUGGAAUCAUCUGGGGUAGUGUGAUGGGCGGCGUCCCACUUGGAGGCAUCACGGGUGUGCACGUCCAAAAUGUUGCCGAGGCCCACAUCAAGGCGUUAGACCCGAAGAUCAAGAAUGGUACCAAGUACCUGCUCUCUGGACCGCCAACAACAUGGAAAGAGGUCGCUCGAAUUGCGCACGAGUUCUACCCCAAUGUUGGUGUCAAGCUUACAGAGCGCGCUGAAGGUGCCUCUGUGCCGACUGAUACCACCAAAGCCGAAGUUGAACUGGGAAUGCAAUGGCGGUCUUGGGAGGAGAUGGUGCGCAACGUGAUGGACCAGCAAUUGGGCUUCCUUUAAGACCGAGCCAUGAAGAGCCUGGAACUG
Aspergillus japonicus CBS 114.51 is the source of this 1031-nucleotide messenger RNA. RefSeq names its product NAD(P)-binding protein. The record is from RefSeq and is a predicted model, not a curated record. Gene Ontology annotation, molecular function: oxidoreductase activity, acting on the CH-OH group of donors, NAD or NADP as acceptor. Bases 18 to 1004 code for a protein of 328 amino acids. The transcript is spliced from 2 exons. NCBI's taxonomy places the organism in Eukaryota, Fungi, Ascomycota, Eurotiomycetes, Eurotiales, Aspergillaceae.